Messenger RNA from Epithele typhae, 1347 nucleotides. Its product is annotated as WD40-repeat-containing domain protein. Gene Ontology annotation, molecular function: protein binding. The record is from RefSeq and is a predicted model, not a curated record. Bases 1 to 1347 code for a protein of 448 amino acids. Lineage: Eukaryota; Fungi; Basidiomycota; Agaricomycetes; Polyporales; Epitheliaceae. The transcript has a single exon.
AUGUCGGACACUUUUGCCACCGCUCAACCCACCCCCGUCAACGAUCAAGGCGGUUACAAGCAUGAGGGCUCCGUCACUGCCCUUGUAUGCUCUCCCGACGGCCGUUGGAUAGCUUCGGGAGGGGACGAUGGCCAAAUCGUCGUCUGGGAUGUCCCUUUGAAUGGGACAAUGAUAAUCCGUUUAACAUCUCACCAAGGCACCAUCUCCACUUUGGUCUUUUCGACCGACAGUAUUUUGCUAGCCUCCGGUGGGCAGCUUCCAGGCUCGAACACGAUCAUCAUCUGGGAGGUCGGAACCUGGGAAAAGCUGGUGCACAUAACCCCUCUGGCUACCGCUCACUGUCUGGCGUUUUCCCCCGACCCCGAGCGGUCGCUGCUGGUUGCGGGAAACUCAAACGGAGAACUGGAGACGUGGGACGCUCGUCCGGACCAAGGCUUCGCACCGGUUCAUUGUCUCAAAAAGAAUGCCGCCCCGAUCACUUUCAUGGACUUCUCUGCUGACGGGACUAGGAUGGUCACUGGCGGCAUGGAGCGCAACUGCGUCGUUUGGGAGGUUGCGACUCUCAUGCCGCCUCCGCCUCUCCCGCCCAAGGCCCCUACCCCACCGGUCGAGGGCUCCCCUGUGCACAUCGCGGGCACUCCUCCGCCCGUCAAAGAGGACUCAGUCGAAGACGCGUCGUCUCCGAGGGAGAUCGAGCCCACGAGCCCACCCCCUCAGACCCCCGCGGUCAAGACUCCGUACGAGCCCAUUGAUCCCGCCCGCAUCGCUCCCGUCGCAUCCUGGCCGGUCGGCGACAACGGCAUUGUCUACGCCGCGUCGCUUGCCCCCGACGGCGCCCGCAUCGCACUCGCCUACGAGGACGGCGGGGUCCAGAUCUGGGACUGCGUCCCGAAGGCGCCGACCCGGCUGCUCACCGUCUGCGAGGAUCGCGCGAGUCCGCUGGACCUCAUCUGGACGCUCGCGUUCUCCCCUGACGGCCUCUCCCUUGCGACGGGGGCGGAGAGCGGCGCCGUCGUGGUCCUCGACUCGUCCUCGGGGAUGCGCAGGUGCACGCUCGACGGGCACAAGUGCGCGAUCAACGUCGUGAACUGGGCGCCCGACGGACAGCACCUCGUCAGCGCAGGGGCGGACAACACGGCACAGGUGUGGAGCAUGGGCGAUGGGGAGAUGGUGCUGAAGUGCAACGAGCACAAUGACGUGACGCACACGGUGUGGUCCCCGGAUGGAACCACGAUCGCCUCUGGCUCAUUGAAUGGAGAGGUGCGCAUUCGGCAGUUUGUAGCACGUACUAGUAAGGCGACGUCGGACGGGCUUGGUUCCUGCGCAAAUAGCACCAUCGAUGUAUAG